Galendromus occidentalis (western predatory mite) is the source of this 1765-nucleotide messenger RNA. It is a transcript of the gene PolE2, whose product is annotated as DNA polymerase epsilon subunit 2. Gene Ontology annotation, biological process: error-prone translesion synthesis; DNA-templated DNA replication. Gene Ontology annotation, cellular component: epsilon DNA polymerase complex. The record is from RefSeq and is a predicted model, not a curated record. Gene Ontology annotation, molecular function: DNA binding. NCBI's taxonomy places the organism in Eukaryota, Metazoa, Arthropoda, Arachnida, Mesostigmata, Phytoseiidae. Bases 158 to 1765 code for a protein of 535 amino acids. The transcript is spliced from 2 exons.
CCGAUCAUCCGUGUUGUUGGUGUCGUCCCGCACUCGACUCGGAACAGAACGUUCGGACAAUGAUCAAAAAAGAACCAUAACGAUCUCGACCACAGCAGCUCGAGAAUGUAAUCCGAGAAUCGAAUGAGUCAAGGGUGCGCCACGCACUUGAGCCAGCAUGAAAUCACACAGUUCGAAGAUGGCCUCUCGUCUGAAAUCGAAGAUCCUCAACACCUUCCAAGUCCAGGGCUUGACCCUGCGGAAAGAGGCGAGUCAGUACCUCGAGCAGAUGCUUGGUCAACUGGAAACCGAACCCCAACGGGAAUGGAUCCAACAAAUGAUCGAAUGGUUCCAGAAUCAAUCCUUGGAAUCCGCUCUGAUCACCAAGGAUCUGAUCGUGAAGUGUAUCAAGGAAUGUUCUUCGCUGCCCGACGAACAACAACAUCAAGUUUUCAAAGUCAUCAGCGCUUUUGAAGUCCCCGCGUUCACCUACAACAACGAUCGGAAGAAGUUUCUCAAGGUCGAAACGAAGCGGAUCCUGUUCCCGGACGCCGACGCCAAGGCAGAUCUGUACCAGGAGCGCUACAAGGUCGUUCACCAGCGAACUCUCAGGCACAGAUUGUUCGCUCCCCCGUCGGCCGCGUCGUUGCUCUCGUCGACACAGGCGGAACACUACAAACUGUGCACGUGCGAAAGCCUCAUGGGAAUGGCGAAGACGGACAACAAAUUCGUGGUCGUUCUCGGGAUGAUCACGCAGCUGAAGGAAGGCAAACUCAGUCUUGAGGACCCGACUGGAUGCGUAUCGUUGAACCUUUCCAAGGCUAAUUUCCCCGAGGCGCUCAUCACCGAGGGAAGCAUCGUCUUGGCAGAAGGGACGUACGACGACAAGAUAUUCAACGUGCAGGCUAUCGGGUUCGCGCCGGCCGAAGCGGCUUCGAUCAGUCGGGAAUUUUUCGGGUCCGUCAAUUAUUUCGGAGGAGACUCUCUGAAGUGUAUGAAGACCGACGCCGCCGUCAGGGAAAUGGAGCAGCAGCUCGACGAUUCGAUGAUCGUGUUCCUAUCGGAUGUUUGGCUGGAUGACGUGAGGACGAUGGAGCGACUGAAGAUACUUUUCGAAGGAUACAAUCAAUGUCCUCCUUUAGCUUUCGUGAUGAUGGGGAACUUCCUCCGAGAUUCUUUGGGGUUUGCCGACAUCGUGACCCUCAAAGAUUGUUUCAAACAGCUCGCCGAUCUCAUACUGCAGUUCCCAGCCGUCGUCGAGCGAUCCAGGUUCAUUUUCGUCCCCGGGAGUCGCGAUCCGCUCGUGAGCAAAAUUCUCCCCCGACCCCCCCUGCCGACGGCGAUCACCGAGGCCUUCAGCUCAAAGCUUCCGAAAACCGUUUUCACCAGCAACCCUGCGCGCAUCCAGCUGUACAGCCAGGAGAUCGUUUUGUUCCGGGAAGAUGUCGUAUCGAAAAUGUGCCGAAACAGUAUCUACGUACCGUGGGACACGGAUAGUGAUGUUGCGAUGGCUCAGCUGUACGUGAAGAAUUUGGUCGGCAACUCCCAUCUGUGUUGUUUACCCAUUCACCUCGCCCCGAUUUACUGGCAGAUGGAUCAUAGUUUUUGGUUGUAUCCGAUGCCGGACUUGGUCGUUUGCGGUGAUAAGCACGAAGCUUUUACCGUAAAGCAAAACGACUGUGUUUUCACGAACCCGGGUCAAUUCACCAAGAACGACUUCUGCUUCAAAGUAUACUUUCCGGGCCAGAAGAAAGUCGAAGACAGUCAGAUUAGCGAACCGGGUUAA